AUGAACAGUCGCAGUGGGGUGAAUGAAAGCAAUUUGGUGAAUUUAUCGGCGGAAUUAUCUACGCUCAAUCAGUUGGACACGAAAGAUGGUUUACUGAGUUUUCCCUUCGACCAUAUCUAUGCAUGUCACUCAGAUACUGAGAGACCCAUGCUUCAACUUGAAAAGGAGGUAGAGGUAUCCACACACUGUGUUGUAGCUGACGAUAAAGUGAUCGGAGGACAAAUAGAGUUAACAAAACUUCAAGAGCACAUUAAUGCUUUGGAAAGUGAGAAUAAAAGCCUGAAAAAGCUAGUUGCAGCUCACUUAGAACUGGUGCAAUAUCAAAACGAAGCAAUAACAAAAAAGGAUAGACAGAAUCAGACACUUCGGAAAGAAAAUGAUGCUCUCAAGGCGAAAUAUCUGCGCGAAGACCCUGGCGUGAAUGUCAGUUCUACAACGACGGCGAUAAAUGCAGCGUUUUUAGCUUUGCAAGAUUCUGCCACGGGCUCACCGGGCCAGCUAACCAUAUCUAAGAUUGUGGAAAAUCGUUUUCCUGACCUGCUUGGCACUACCAAAGAGGUGACGUCUGAACCAGCAGAAUUUAAGGAGACUUUUGGGCUCGCUGGGCCCUCUUCGCAUCCCGAACUUAUUGCGAAAUAUUCGCAAGAUCCCGAUCCCUUUCCACAAGCGAGGAGCGACGAUCCCCCUACACAGUCGGCAAAAAUGAUUAACAGCAAGAGGUCACCCGCGAGAAAAGACGUGCGGAAGGAUGUUAAAGAGAUGAAGUCAGAGCCGAAAUCUAAGAAUAAAAAAAAGAAGCCGGUGGCACCAAAGGCCCAGCGCAAUAAUAAGAAGGGGAACAGGAAUUCCGGGUGCACACGCGCUGUGAAACCAAAGAUUACGGAAACAACGAUUGCACACAAUCGGCUGCGCUUGUUUGAUACGACCCCAACUGGUGAGGAGGACCCUUAUCAACUAGGCGAGGCAGAUAUGAGGGAGCAAUCGCCUAUUCCGAAACUGAUGUUUAACAAGCAGAGUCGACCGCGGAGAUCGUCGACUCGAUACAACUCGCCUCACGAGAACGCAACUCAGUACUCGGUGGGAUACGGGCGGACGCCGAAACAGAAGAGUGCGGUUAGCGAAGACCAAGAUGAGGACGUGGACGUUGAGGUGGUGAGGACGGACCCCCUGGACUCGGACCCGGACUGGUGUGCGAAUAACGAGAAGAACUUUACUUACCGUUAUAAACGCACUACAUCGCCGAUGCUAAAUGCCGACGCGCUGCAGCCGGAAAACCUCGCGAUAUCUAAUAGCGCGACAUUAGAUCAUAUGGAUUACACCGUGGCUCGUCCGGUGGCCCAAGUGAAGAACGAAGAGGCCGCCGCAAACAAACGGGCUACGUCUGGGCGUGGCAGGAAGCGGGCUUCCUCCUCGCCCGGUGUUCCGAAGCGGGGUAAACGGAAGCCGUGUACGGUUAAGCAGACGAGAGUGUCCACCCGCGCCAAGGUUCCUACGGCACCUGGAAUCACGACGGACGCUGCCUACAAUACGGUGAUCGGCGAGGGUGACCAAUACUGGUUCCAGAGCUUCGAACCUGGCACAUCUCUCGAUUUUCUUGAGGAGACCAAAGCUACAGUUGAGGUGCCGCAGUGGCGUAUAAAGAAUUAUUCACCGCGACACUAUCCUGAAGGCAUCGAAGAGAACAUGGACGAAAAAGUGAUCGAGAAACGCCACAAGAAACUGGAAUUCGAAGAACGCCGCCAAUUAAGGUGGCAUAUGCGGCGAUUAAGGGAGCAAAGGCAUGUGGAGCGGCUUAGGCAACGGCAUAAAGACUCAUGCUCGAGUGCGCCAGUCUCUGCCCCGUCAGUGUACACGUUGUGGCCGCGGCCCCAGGACGACUUACAGAUGAUCGAGAUCGUUGACGAGUUGCCCGUGGGAGCGCUCGGCGAAGACGUACCCGCAUUGUCAGAAGCGCAAUUCUCGCUGCCGUGGGUACGGCGGUCUCAGAAGCCUCUUCGGCGAUCCAAGAGAUCUAAAACGUUGCAUUGA
Molecule: messenger RNA, 2028 nt
Organism: Leptosia nina
Lineage: Eukaryota; Metazoa; Arthropoda; Insecta; Lepidoptera; Pieridae
Source: the annotation of a GenBank genome assembly